GUGCCACUUUCAGGUCUCCUCACACUGCUGGUGUGUUCCAUUUUUUGUCAUAGGGUGCUGGCAGAUUACGGGCCUCCCAUAGCUGCUGCCAGGCCCCUAAUCUGCCAUGGGCCCCCUAUACCGCCUCCUCAUGCUGCUGCCAAGUCCAGAGUCUCUCAUGGGUCCCUGUACGGCCUCCCAUUGCUGCUGUCUCCAUCGCCACACUCUGCCAUGUGCCACUUUCAGGUCUCCUCACACUCCUGCUGGUUUCCAUUUUGUCAUAGGUUGCUGUAUGGCCUCCCAUUGCUGCUGCCUCCACCGCCACACUGUGGCUCCAAACACUGGUUUUGGCCCCGUGACUGGCCAAAUGAGUGAAGUGUGCGGUGAUUCUAAGAUCGACGGCACUCAUCUGCAUGUCAUACUG
Molecule: messenger RNA, 403 nt
Organism: Staurois parvus
Lineage: Eukaryota; Metazoa; Chordata; Amphibia; Anura; Ranidae
Source: the annotation of a GenBank genome assembly